This is a messenger RNA of Neocloeon triangulifer, 3223 nucleotides long. RefSeq names its product BMP-binding endothelial regulator protein-like. The coding region runs from base 325 to 2445 and encodes 706 amino acids. The transcript is spliced from 12 exons. Lineage: Eukaryota; Metazoa; Arthropoda; Insecta; Ephemeroptera; Baetidae. The record is from RefSeq and is a predicted model, not a curated record. Gene Ontology annotation, molecular function: protein binding.
CACCACUCCGCGAGCGACGCGGCGCGCUGUCAAGAGCUCUGCUGCUGCUGGCUCCGAACAAAAAAAGUAUUUCUUCACGUUGGUUCAGUUCGCCUGUCGGCAGACAACUGGCCGAGCAGCGGCGCCAGCUGAUCGCGGAUACACCUGCAGGAGAAACUGCAAACAAAAAGCCAGUCUGCUCUCUCGCGAGCGAGCGAGACGUGAGGAGUCGUGACCGCGGACCCUAGGAAGGAAAUAUGCCAGCCGUCGCCAGCCCGUCCAGCCGUCAGCCGCCAGCCAGCCCAUGAGAAAAGAAGACUCCCUUGUCACGGCCGCCAAAUUAAGAUGAUGGCCAACACUUUCCUUCUGUGCCUGCUGCUGAUGCUGCUGCUCAAAGUGGACGCCGACUUGAAAGGCAAUCUGAUGACUUGUGAGAACGAGGGGAUGAAGGUGCCAGUGGACCGCCAGUUCCUUUGCUACAACUGCGUGUGCAAGAACCGUUUGAUUCAAUGCCAGCCGAAACACUGUCCGAAAACCGACGACUGCGUCCACCCAAAGACAAAGUCCUCAGACCCUUGCUGUCCAUCAAAAUGCAAAGGUUGUUGGUUGAAUGGGACGAUGUACGAGAGUGGAACGGUGUGGCGGCCAGACCCGUGCACCCACAUUGUCUGCGUCAACGGCGUCCUCACCGAAAGCCAAGUCGAAUGUCUCACGCCGUGCGAAAAGCCCCUGCCCAAGAGACCAAACGAAUGCUGCGCUCGCUGCCCAAACUGCGAACUGCGAGGCUACAAAAUGGGUGUGGGCACCGAGCUCAAGCCCAUCGAGGCCCCCUGCAUGACUUGCGUUUGCGACAAGAAGGGCACCAUGAUAUGCACGAGGAAGGCCUGUCCGGUGCUCAACUGUCCCAACCGCCAGCAGAUCGAGACGGGCUUCAUGGAGUGCUGUCCGCGCUGUAGACCAAUGCCACCAACUUCAAGACUUGUUUCAAGUAGCACCAGGCAAUUCCUGAAUCCACCCAAGGGUCACUGUUUACUGGGAAACUGGCUGCUUCGGAGCAACCAGGACUACGCCGUCAACUCGUGCUCCAGCUGCAGGUGCAUCGAAGGUGCCGCUGAACCGACCGUGACCUGCAAGGCCCAAACGUGCCCCUCCCUUGUUGAUUGCAACUUAAAAGAUCAGCGCCUCCUCAAGCCAACUGACUGCUGCAAAACCUGCGUGGCGCCCAAACCGAAGCUCGAAUUUGGAGGAGAAAAGAAAAAGUGCAUUUUUGGAGACAAAAUACUUGAGAGUGGUGCAUCCUUCAAGAGAGGAAAGUGUGUGGCUUGCCAGUGUGUGGAGGGCGAGAUGAAAUGCGCCAAGGCCGAAUGUGCCAUCAGACUGCAAACUGAAGUUCCUCACGAGCCGUCCGAACUAAUGCUGCAGACAGCUUACUGCAAACGCAACUUUUACCUCCGGCAGUUGCCUGACCAGUGCUGCCCUGAGUGCAUAGAAAGAGAGGGAAGGUGCUACGUUUUUGGAGGCCAGUUCAAGACCUUCGACGAUCGUCAUUUCAGCUUCCAUGGGAGCUGCAAAUACCAAGUGGUGACAGACUGUUCGGGAAAUAGGACCUUUUCCAUCAGAAUGUCUACAGCUCCUAUUGCCGACCUCAAUGGAGAAUUUGGCAGAAUUGUUACUGUUAAGCUUGCUGAACACAAAGUAACUUUAGGCCAAAGAUUACGAGUGAAGGUGGAUGGAAAGAGGGUGGACAAGCUACCCUUCCAGCUGAAUGAUGUUCUUGAACUGAAGAAGGAUGGCGAAUACGUCGCCCUCACUACAAAUAUUGGGUUGAAAUUGGCAUGGAACGGUCACUCCUUGCUGGAAAUCUCGGUGCCGGUGAGCAUGCACUCGAAGGUUUGUGGACUGUGCGGAAACUUCAACGGCAAGCCCGGCGAUGACUUUGAACUGCAGCACGGCGGACGCACCGCCAAAGCGGAGGAGUUUGUGGAGAGUUGGCGCGCCGGGGGCCUCAAGAGUUGCACCAGGAAUGUGCAGAGCCACCAGCCAAGUCACCGAAUGGCUGGCGGCGGGUCUUCGACGGCGCUGGCGGUGACCAGACAGGAGCAGGGCUGCUCGGCCUCUUCUAAAAAACACCAUCGGGACUACAGGAAGUGCAUGCCCAUUCGGUCGGACAUCUUCAAAAAGUGCCAUAUUGUGGUGCCUGCCAUGAGAUAUUACAAAGCCUGUCUGAACGAGAUGUGCAUGUGCCGUGACCGGUCAGGGGGCAACUCGCAUUGUCACUGCCAGGUGAUUGAGGCGUACAUCCGCGAGUGCAGCGUGAUGGCCGGCGCCUCGAUCUCUCCACACUUGCAGGCCUCCUGGCGCUACAUGACUGGGUGCUACCAGGAGGCGCCGGAGGCGCCGACCACCCUGCGCCAACGGAGGCAACACCGACAGCAGCGCCGGAGACACCACAAAAAAAGCGACUGAACAGGGAAGAGAUAGGACUUCCAUCUCGUAGUUAGACAGAUAAUAGGUUUUGCUUGAGCGGAAGAAAAUGAAUUGAUUGCGCGUCACAAAAUGGAACAACAAAAAUUAGAAAUAUCAGUCAAUGCUAAACUUAUGAACUAAGAGGGAAUUAUUUUUAAUGCUUAAGGACUGAUUUAGUAGUUAUCAAAUUUCAUAAAUUUAGAUACUUUUUUUAAAUAAUGAAAAAGAAUUACAUUUUUUGUUUGCCAUUUUUAAUGAAAUUCACCACAAAAUUUUUUAAUAAUAGAUGAUAAUUUUUACACUAAAAAUCUCCUUUUUUCAUAAUUUUAAAACUUUAGAUAUUGUUUUUCUAUUUAUAAACAAUUAAAUUUAAAUGUUCCCCUGUUGAUUUUUCAUAGAUAUUUUUGCUCUCGCCUUUCUUUUUUGUGACUACUUUUCUUCCGAACGGUGCAAAUAUUUAAUUCUGACGUUGGUUCGACUGUUAUGCCCACAUCGAGUCUCUGGCUUCAAACAAAAAUUAAUUAUCUCAAAACGAAAGAGAGACCGACAGGGGGUUUAUGUCUGCUUGCUAGUCUGGCAGGGAUUUCCGAUGAUGGGUAAUGCAAUAAUUAUUAAUUUUAAAUAAACAUAGAAAGUAGUGCAUGUGUGCAUGUGUUGUAUACUAACUUAUUUUUUGAUCGCAAAUCAUCUUUCAUUUUAUUUUAUAAUACUUUCUCGUCAAAAUAUUUUGUACUGCGUAUCAAAGUUUUGUACUUUUUUUUUUUGAACUGACAUAAUU